AUGGCGGCCGCCGCCGCCGCCGCUUCGGGGCUCAGGGUGAUGACGACACAGCGCGGGCCGGCGCGGGCCGAUGACGACACGCCGCCAAAGGAACCGCCAGCGCAUGCGCACAGACACCAUGCUGCUACGGAGCCGCUGCCACGCAUGCGCAUUCGCCUCGGGGACGGCGUCCCUGCGCAGCGCAGCGCAGCCUGCACGCACGGCUGGGGGGGGAACGGAGCGCCCGCAGGGACCUCCUCGGGAGCCUCCCCUGCCUGUUGCUGUGUCCUUCUCCCCGGCCAUGAAUGUGACUCCGAGCAGAGUCCUGACCCAACCCAGGACAGCUACGUCUGUGGCGUUCACAGCGUGAGCUCCCUCUGCAAAAUGUACUUCAGGGAGCUCCCAAACCCUCUGCUGUCCGACCGGCUGUAUGAGCAGUUGUCAGACACAGUUCUUUAUCACGGCGCAAGUCCCUGUGGGUGUCUUCUCCUUCCACAAAGCUGCUCACACUGGAGGAGGCACAGGCACAGACGAGGCCACAGCAACUCUCCCGUUGUGUCAGACAGCAGAGAGAUUGAAGCGGAAGAAGGCCCCGCAGCUUUACAGGGGAAAUUUUACCCGGUCAGUGGCUUUCCAUCCGAAAGAAAAAGUCCAGCCAAUGAGAUGAAGAAAUCAGCAGCUGGCAGUUGGCAUUCCUGUUUCAGCCUGGGAAAAUCACCCUCUGUGGCCAAACAGAUUGCAGCGCAGACCCAGGAGCCCUCAGAAGCAAAAGUCGUGGCCGUGGCAGGUGAAUCUAACCGGUUUCGACCCAGAAGACCCAGGCCCAGUAGUGGUGCGCUGUGCACGUCCUUCAGUGCAGAGCUGUCAGGAAGCACGAAUCGCUGCAGUUCUGAUGACAACAACAAUGGGGAUAAGGAACAACAAUGGGGAUAAGGCGCUCAUCUGCGUUCCUGCCCCCAUGUCUCUUGGCUCUGCUGAAGAUGCUGACCUGAGCCCACCAGCCAUGGCAGUCGCUAGCCUGGAUUGUGACUCAGUGUCCUUCCAGUGCAGCCCACCUCAUGCAGAGUCUGAGUGCCCGGGCAGCAGCACCUCCAUGAGGAGCAGGUCGGCAUCGCUGAGGAGGACUUAUAAUCAGGCAGCCAGUCCCAGGCACCGGGAGGCACACACAAGCGUGAUGCAGUCACGCUGCUCUCUGAAUUCUGUGCUUGAUUAAUCCAAAGAAAUCUUUAUGCCAUGAUGAGCAAACCAUGCUAUCUACCAAAUGAUGUCACAAUCUUCUUUCUCAACCUUUGCUUCCCUUUCCUGCACAGGAAGCAGCAACCUGCUGGCCAUCAGAGCGUGUCAGUGGUCAUCAGAAGGCUUUGUUGGCUGUCAGAGGGCUCCACUGAUCAUGAGAGAUCUUCCCUGACCAUCAGAGGGCUUCAUUAAUCAACAGAGGGUGUCAUCGGUCAUCAGAGAGGAGAUUUGAGGAUGUCGGUGAUCAUCAACAUCUUCAUUGGUCUUCAGAGGACCCCACUGGUCAGCAGAGGAUGUGAAAAGGUGUCACUGACCACGGAGAAGCCUUGUCCCUGCAGGCCCCUCUUGAGCUACUGAAGGCCGCUCUUAGGUCUCCCCGGAUCCUUCUCCAGGCUGCCAAGUUCAAUGCAUACCAAGAAAUGCUUCAUGGAGACAAAUCAGUGGAACUGUAAAGACUAGAAUGUCUUUAACCUCAACAGAGUAAUUUUCAAAAGUCAAAUGGGCUCUGUUAUAGAAGCUAGUUAUGUGAUAGCAAAUCUGACGGCAGGAAAAUCCAAACCAUUUCCCGAUGGUGACUUUGUUAAGCAAUGUAUGGAAAACACAACAGGCAUAAUGUGUCCUGAUUUAAAACACAAAAACCAGGUGUCUUCUGCAUCUCCUAAGGGUUCCUACUGGUUCUCCAGGAGUUUCGCUAAGGAAAGAUGCUGGGUUGACAGUAUUGGCUUCUACAUCAUCCUGCUCUAGUGCAACUGCUACUGUUCUUCCCAAUUUCUUUCUUUCCUUACAAUCCCUGUUUCCGUAUACUCUGCAAGCCCCCUCUAUUAAUUUGCCCAGGUCCCUUAGCUUCCCAGGUACCUCACCCGUUCCUUUAAUCUGUGGAAAAUAAAGCCAUCCUUGCCCUGACUAGCAAAAGACCUUGGGAGGUGUAAACAAGUUCAGCAGACAUGGAGGGACAGAGUUUCCUCUUUCAGAAAAGCUGAAAGAUUGUAACUAUUCAUGUCAGACAGACCCUCUCAACACAGUCAGGAGUUGUCUAGCUUGUACACCUGGCAUGGGUGUGAGCAGAGGCUAUAAAGACCAUGGGCAAGCCCCACCAAACCUGAGGUGGCUUGACAGCGAAGAGUGGAGAAGCCCAGCUCCAGUGUCAUGUACUUCAGGGCAGGAUGGAAGAUCCAGCACUGCCACACGCAUUGGCAAGAGGGUCACGUUUAAUAAGUGCAUACUGACCAAGUGCAUAUUGUUCAUCACACACAAUAAAAGUUUUUGUUGUGCACUAA
Messenger RNA from Gallus gallus (chicken), 2492 nucleotides. Its product is annotated as rho GTPase-activating protein 32-like. The coding region runs from base 1 to 912 and encodes 303 amino acids. Gene Ontology annotation, molecular function: GTPase activator activity. Gene Ontology annotation, biological process: small GTPase-mediated signal transduction. The transcript has 7 exons. The record is from RefSeq and is a predicted model, not a curated record. NCBI's taxonomy places the organism in Eukaryota, Metazoa, Chordata, Aves, Galliformes, Phasianidae. Gene Ontology annotation, cellular component: Golgi apparatus; fibrillar center; cell cortex.